AUGUCGAAGCUUGGGAUCACCGACGAAGAUGCUUUGGUGAUUGCCGAGGGUCUCAAGGAGAAUAGCAUUUUGCAGAGGCUUGAUUUGUGUGACAACCAGAUUGGCGACGCGGGAGCACAGGCGAUCGGAUCGGCGCUUCGAAACAAGUUGAGCCUGGCGCACCUUGACAUGAACGACAACAAGAUUAGUGAUGCCGGAGCUUGUGCCAUCGCUGAAGGCUUGACGACGUCGACUGCGCUGAAAAUUGACACCAACCAAAUCGGCGACGCGGGAGCACAGGCGAUCGGAUCGGCGCUUCGAAACAAGUUGAGCCUGGCGCACCUUGACUUGAGCAAUAACAAGAUUGGUGAUGCCGGAGCUCGCGCUAUCGCUGAAGGCCUGCAGACCUCGACUGGGCUGCUGUCGCUCAAUAUAUACGGCAAUCAAAUUGGGAACGCGGGAGCACAAGCGAUUGGAUCUUCGUUUCGGAACAAGGCCAACCUGUGCAUCCUCGACUUGCGCAAUAACAAGAUUGGUGAUGCCGGAGCUCGCGCUAUCGCUGAAGGCCUGCAGACCUCGACUGGGCUGCUGUCGCUCAACAUGUACGGCAAUCAAAUUGGGAACGCGGGAGCACAAGCGAUUGGAUCUUCGUUUCGGAACAAGGCCGCCCUGAAAAUACUACAAUUGGGCAGUAACAAGAUUGGUGAUGUCGGAGCGCGGGCCAUCGCUGCAGGCCUGCGGAAGUCGGCUGCGUUAAUUUACUGCUGUAUGCAGGCCAACCAAAUCGGCGACGCGGGAGCACAGGCGAUCGGGUUUGCGCUCCGGAACAAGGCCAACCUGUCCGAACUCAGCUUGGAAGCGAACAAGAUUGGCGAUGCUGGAGCUUGUGCCAUUGCUGAGGGCCUGCAGAUGUCGACUUCACUGACUCAGCUCAGAAUGCAAACCAACUAUAUCGGUGACGCGGGAGCACAGGCCAUUGGAUAUGCGCUUCGAAACAAGGCCAAGCUGUCCGUGCUCUACUUGAGCGAGAACAGGAUUGGCGAUGCCGGAGCUCGUGCUGUCGCCGAAGGCUUACAUACAUCGACGUCGCUGACUGACUUCAAGAUGCAAGCCAACUAUAUCGGUAACGCGGGAGCACAGGCGAUCGGAUCUGCGCUUCGAAAGACAGCUAACCUGUCUUUGCUCAGCUUGACCAACAACAAGAUUGGUGACACUGGAGCUAGUGCCAUCGCUGAAGGCCUGCAGGCGUCGACUGCGCUGACUCAGCUCGGGAUGCACGCCAAUCAAAUUGGUGACGAGGGAGCACAGGCGAUCGGAUCUGCGCUUCGAAACAAGCCGAACCUGUCUCUCCUCGACUUGGCGAAGAACAAGAUUGGUGACACUGGCGCUAGUGCCAUCGCCGAAGGCCUGCAGGGGUCGACUGCGCUUACCCGUUUCGGGAUGAACAACAAUCAAAUCGGCAACGUGGGUGCACAGGCGAUCGGAUCCGCGCUUCGGAACAAGGCAGACCUGGCUAUUGUCCACUUGGGCAGCAACAAGAUUGGUGACGCUGGAGCUUGUGCCAUCGCUGACGGCCUGCGGUCGUCGACUGCAUUGCUAGCCCUCGGGAUGCACGCCAAUCACAUUGGUGACACCGGAGCCCAGGCGAUCGGAUCUGCACUUCGGAACAAAGCAAACCUUUCUGUACUUCUUAUGGGCAGUAACAAGAUUGGUGAUGCAGGAGCUUGCGCCAUCGCCGAAGGCCUGCAGACGUCGACUGCGUUGACUGACUUCAAGAUGCACAUCAAUCAGAUUGGUGACGCGGGAGCACUGGCGAUUGAAUCGUCGCUUCGGAACAAGCCGCAGCUGGCCAUCCUCCAUCUGUCCCGCAACCAGAUCUCUGCAAGUGCUGUUCAGCGUCUAUCCCAAAGCAUUCCCGCAGAUUGCGAGUUCUUGGCGGAAAAUCAGAGCAUCAUUCCCCCGAGUCCAGGCCCCGUCGCACCCACACCCGCUCCGCUAUUCAAUGCUGCCAGCGCGCCUCUCGCGGCGUCCGAUUCGAUGGCUCGGCAAGUUGGUCAACAACUCCAAUCGCGUCAAGUGGAACCAGCUCAGCCCUCGUCCGCUGCACCCAUCAACGCCACCAUUCCGCGAGUGUCGUUGCAAGUUCUGUCGCAAGCCACAAUGCAGUUUUCAGAGUCCAGGCGCAUCGGUGGCGGUGGAUUUGGCAGCGUCUACUCUGCUGUCUGGAGCGGUCGGCAAGUUGCGGUCAAACGCUUGGCGGCCAAUUCAACCCAAGGCAUCGCUCAGUUCGAGUCAGAGCUAGAAUCUCUCUCGCGUUUCCAUCACCCGAACAUUGUCACCAUCAUGUGCUAUGCCCAGGAAGGCAACGAGCGCUGCUUGGUCUACGAGCUGAUGGCAAACGGAUCUGUUCGCGAUCGUCUUGAUCGCAAGGGUGGCACGCCUGCAUUGAACUGGGCUCAACGCCGAACCAUUGCAACCGAUAUUGCAACCGCCAUGCACUUUGUCCAGACUGCCAUUCCGCGGCAGCCGCUGUUCCACCUGGAUCUCAAAACGAGCAACGUGUUGCUGGAUGCUGACUUUCACGCCAAAGUCGCCGAUUUUGGGCUGACGCGCUCUGUGCCAGCUCAAGUCGAUGAACACAGCUACAUUCGUACGCAAACGGUUCAAGGCACACUGCAGUACAUCUGCCCGCAGUACCACCAGGAAGGCAAGGUCUCCAUCAAAACGGAUGUGUACUCGUACGGCAUGAUUCUGCUUGAGCUUGUUACUGGACAACAGCCCAGCAUCGAUUUGAUGGGUACUGUUCGGCACCAGCUUAAACGGAGCCGUAAAAUCGAUGCGGUGCUUGACAAGGCAAUUGACUGGAGCAGUGAAGCUAAAGAGUCGGCACAGGCCAUCGCCGAGCAUGCGGCUGAUUGUCUCGAACCCGCACGAGUCUAUCGACCAUCGUUCGGCGAGAUCCUGAGACGAUUGUCGGGCGAAGAAGCCGGAGCGAACGAGGAAGAGGCUAUUGAGCGUGAGUGCUUGAUCUGUUGCGACGCCCCGACGAAUGCCAAGCUGAUGCCGUGCUGCCACGCAUGUGUCUGUGUUGCGUGUGCUCGAGUGAUGAUCCAUCGCCACAGCACCUGCCCGAUUUGCCGGGUGCGUCUGACGUCUUUCAAGCAGGGCGCAUUCAACCAGACCUUUGUUCCGUGA
Molecule: messenger RNA, 3174 nt
Organism: Capsaspora owczarzaki ATCC 30864
Lineage: Eukaryota; Filasterea; Ministeriida; Capsasporidae
Exons: 24
Coding region: 1-3174 (1057 amino acids)
Biological process (GO): protein phosphorylation; nucleocytoplasmic transport; activation of GTPase activity
Cellular component (GO): cytosol; perinuclear region of cytoplasm; nucleus
Molecular function (GO): small GTPase binding; protein kinase activity; GTPase activator activity
Source: RefSeq, a predicted model, not a curated record